AUGGCAACCGCCAACAGCGCGAACCCUGAAUCCCUCGAGGUCCUGACCUCGAUGUUAAACCAGACACUGAUUGAGACUGGUCGGUUUUUUCGAUCCGGGGGCUCCUUGCAGUCGAGGGCCCAGCUGAAGCGUGCUAUCCCUGCAGCACAUGAACAGUUUCAAUGUGCUCUGGAUAAUCUCUCGGAACAGAUAUUUAUCGCGAAGGCAUUUCUGGAACGAGAUUACGAGGUAAUCAAAGCUAAAAAGGCUGCAUCUCGCCAUGUCGAGGAUGUCGUCAUGGAGGAGGCAGAGACUAAAGUCCCCGAAACUGUUGCUGCACCGGAGCAGGCAACUGAGGCAGUGCCUAGUGAGAGCCAGCAACGGCAGGUUGAUAACAGCAAUGCCCUGCCCCAGCAACCUGCGGCGAACCAAAACCGGCAGGAAAACUUUAGUGUUCCUGUGAAAGAAGAGAACCCUCCAGAUGAAACCGGUGCCCACCCUCAAGCAGUUAUGGGGACAGAGGAGAUCAACUUUGACUCAAUGCUGAAUACUCAGGGAGCCAAUGAGUUUGAUCUGAACCUCGACUUCGGGGACAACACCGAUACUGGGAACGAGAACUUUUUGUCCGGAUCGAAUUUCGGCAACCUCGGCACUGGCGCUGGCAUGGAGGGAGAAAACAUGGCGGAGAACGCUGCAUCUGGUCAAAAUAUGCAGACAGGAGGGGAUGCCUUUGACUUGGAACUGCAGAAAGCGGAGGUGUUUUCUGCUAACCCAGACGGACAGUUUGGGGCCAACAUGGAGGAUAUCAUGCCGGGGGAGUCUAGUUUUGACGACCUGUUCAUGGAGAACGAGAAUAUGGGGGGAGAUGGUGUCUUGGAUGGGGAUGGACUGAUGCAGAUUAACGAGCUUGACGACAACUGGUUUACUUGA
Messenger RNA from Aspergillus ochraceoroseus IBT 24754, 909 nucleotides. RefSeq lists its product as uncharacterized. The record is from RefSeq and is a predicted model, not a curated record. The transcript is spliced from 3 exons. The coding region runs from base 1 to 909 and encodes 302 amino acids. Lineage: Eukaryota; Fungi; Ascomycota; Eurotiomycetes; Eurotiales; Aspergillaceae.